Molecule: messenger RNA, 2171 nt
Organism: Pollicipes pollicipes
Lineage: Eukaryota; Metazoa; Arthropoda; Thecostraca; Pollicipedomorpha; Pollicipedidae
Product: endoplasmic reticulum resident protein 44
Exons: 9
Coding region: 142-1368 (408 amino acids)
Biological process (GO): protein folding
Cellular component (GO): endoplasmic reticulum-Golgi intermediate compartment; endoplasmic reticulum membrane
Molecular function (GO): protein disulfide isomerase activity
Source: RefSeq, a predicted model, not a curated record
CUGUGCUGGUGGUUGGAGGACGUUCGUGGUCACUGGAUGGCAUGGAGUAGGGGCACGUUUCUCGUACGAUUGUACCAUUGCGUGCCCCCCAUGCACAGGAAAUUUGUUAAAUAACAUUUUUUAUCAUAGGGAAGGGUUGCGAUGGGUUAUCGCGAGGCGGUAUUCAUGGGGAAGGAACAGCUGUUAACUGUGAUGCUGCUGAUGGUGCACAUCCAGUGUUCAAACUCGGGUGCAGUGCAGUUCACGUCUGAAAACUUUGACAAAACAAUAGCCUCCACCGAGCUGGUGUUUGUGAACUUCUACGCCGACUGGUGUCGCUUCAGCAACAUGCUGGCGCCUGUGUGGGACAGCGCCGCCGACCUCGCCGCCUCCCGGUUCGACGGCGGCAGGGUCGUCAUGGGCAAGGUCGACUGCGACCAGCAGGACGGGAUCGCGUCCCGGUUUCACAUCAGCAAGUACCCGACGCUGAAGCUGCUGCGUAACGGCCACCCGGCCAAGUCAGAGUACCGCGGCCAGCGCAGCGCCGAGGCGCUCGUGCGCUUCCUCGAGGACGAGCUGCGCGACCCGGUGCGGGUCAUCAACGCCACCAGCGACCUGCGAGAGGAGAAGAAGGGUCAAGUGAUCGGCUACUUCGAGAGCCGGGCGUCCACCAACUACCAGUCGUUCCAGCGCAUGGCCACGGCGCUGAAGGACGAGUGCCACAUGAUCGCCGGCUUUGGGGAGGCGUUUCGCCACCUGCUGCCCUCCGGCCGGGACACGGUGGUGGUGCGCAAGGCCGGCUCCUCCGAGGAGGUGUCGCUGCCCAACCUGGACAUCAUGAACACGCAGAAGCUCACCGACUGGGCGCAGAGGGCCUGCGUGCCGCUGUGCCGCCGCCAGGUGCGGGAGAUCACGUUCGGAAAUGCCGAGGAGCUGACCGAGGAGCGGCUGCCGUUCAUGAUCCUCUUCCACCACCCGGACGACAAGGAGACGCCGCAGCAGUUUGUCCGCGUGGUGGAGCAGCAGCUGUUCUCGGAGAAAAAUGGCAUCAACUUCCUCACGGCGGAUGGCCUGCAGUUUGCGCACCCGCUGCACCAUUUGGGGAAGACGAAGGAGGACCUGCCGCUGAUCGCCAUCGAUAGCUUUCGCCACAUGUACGUCUUCCCCGACAUCAAGGAGAUGGAGUCGCCGGGUCGGCUGAAGCAGUUCAUCGACGAUCUGCACUCCGGCAAGCUGCACCGGGAGUUCCACUACGGCCCCCAGCCAGUGCCGGCGGCGGCGGCGGGCACGCAGCCGACCACUCGGCCGCCCACGUCGCCGCCGGAGUCCGUCUUCAAGAAGCUCGGGCCGUCCGAGAGUCGCUACAGUCUGCUCAAGGAUGAACUGUGACCGGGGCGGGCCGAUUGCAGACGAAGGGCCAGCAGAGAUCGUCGCCAAGUCGUCGCCGGGGCGAGGGGGUCAUGCGAGUACGGCCGGCAGCGGCUCCCGCUAGGUCAUCAGGAAACCAAGAGGCUUAUGUUUGUGUUGCGGCCGGCGGCGGUGACGUGUUGCGGCCGGCAGUGAUCAUCGCUAAGUCAUCACCGAGUUGCGGGACUUCUACUUGUGUUACCUCCGAGAGCUUGUUAUUCGCCGCAAAUCAGCGUGCCGCCGGGGCCCUUGUGCGGAGUGAGGAGAAUGAGGAGAGCCGCUCCACUCCGGCCCGCCGUCGCCUUAGCAAUGAAGUCGGCAUACCGGUGCCGACGGUUUGUUUUCGGGUGCUCCGAGUGGGGACGGCCGGUGCAGGAGCGAUCGAUGGGGAGCCCGGUCCGGUCCGCGGUGUUGAUUUUGUGGUGAGUGAUCUUGUCUGCCUGCACUGUGACGCGUGCCGCCCGGUCGGCCAUACGCCGGAAGUGCGCUGACAGCUGGACCGCGCCCCCCGAAGAGGCUGGCUCGGCGGGGAAAUCGGAUGGUAGAAGGCCAGUGUUACGAGCUAGUGAACGGUAACGGACGGCGCGAGACUUAUCAGGCGCCGCGUGAUAUCAGAGGGCAUCAGUUUCCUGCACCUGCUGUGUUCCGUGUCUCUGCGAUAUUUGUGCACGAUUGCGGGCGAAAUUGUGUGAUUUUGCAUAGCCAUUGUGUUCGUUUCCAUUACAUCGAGCGCGCGUCUCAACCCACCGAGCUAUGAGUGAAAAUAAACAAUCAAAACGUAGGCA